Molecule: messenger RNA, 249 nt
Organism: Habropoda laboriosa
Lineage: Eukaryota; Metazoa; Arthropoda; Insecta; Hymenoptera; Apidae
Product: transcription elongation factor 1 homolog
Exons: 2
Coding region: 1-249 (82 amino acids)
Biological process (GO): transcription elongation by RNA polymerase II
Cellular component (GO): transcription elongation factor complex
Molecular function (GO): RNA polymerase II complex binding
Source: RefSeq, a predicted model, not a curated record
AUGGGUCGAAGAAAAAGUAAACGACAAGCUCCACAAAGGAAAAAGGCUAUCGAACCUAUGGAUAUACAAUUUACGUGUCCAUUUUGUAACCACGAGAAAUCGUGCGAUGUUAAAAUGGACAAAGGCAGAAAUACAGCAAGAAUUUCAUGUCGAGUUUGUUUAGAAGAUUAUCAAACUAGCGUUAAUGCAUUAUCGGAACCAAUUGACGUGUAUAACGAUUGGAUUGACGCGUGCGAUGCUAUUAAUUAA